This is a messenger RNA of Aphanomyces astaci, 2094 nucleotides long. RefSeq lists its product as hypothetical. Gene Ontology annotation, molecular function: protein binding. The transcript has 12 exons. Bases 260 to 2026 code for a protein of 588 amino acids. Lineage: Eukaryota; Oomycota; Saprolegniomycetes; Saprolegniales; Verrucalvaceae. The record is from RefSeq and is a predicted model, not a curated record.
GUCGAACGGGCACGACAGAAAAGGAUGCCCGAGGGAAGAACAACGACGCUUCCACAGCGCCUUGCCGUCCUCUUAGCAGCCAAGGACAAGACGUCGGCACCGUUGCUGGCUCUGCUCCAGCACGUACACGACGGUGUGCAGGAGGUGGUGAUGGUGCAGCCCUUGGAUCCGUUUCGAUACAUGGCUGCGUACUUGCAGCACACUGUACACACACAAUCUCAUGACAAUCGUGGCUUACUGUAGCAACGAUUUUGACUAGAUGUCGCUGGACGUGGAGCUCGAAGAAGUUGCUCUGACCAAGGAACUCCAUCGCAAGCAAAUCGCGCUAGGGAAGCUGCGCUUGCAGGUGGCCCAUCUUCGCCAUAUCCGGCUCGCGAGUCUACGCGACUGUUUGGUCUGCGAAGCCGACCUUUGUGUGGACGCCACCGACUCAGUCGUGACCCCCGACGACCACACGUUUCUCCUGCCAGAGCCGCAGAAAACUCAAGUCGAUUGGUGUCCGCCCACGUUGCCCUUGUCAGUCAACGAAGACGCCUCCACGUCCGUCCAUUUUGCAGCCAUGGCCAGCGCCAACACUCAAGCAGUUCUCGAGUUUUUCCUGCCAGAGUGCUUGGAUGCAGUGGUUCAACUUGGCAAUGCCAACCCGCCAGACCCAUUGCACUGGCUUGUCCACCACUUUUACGCCAAGUCCACAGCAACCCAAUAUCAACUGGCUGCACUCAAGGCCACGUUGGGCAGCUAUCGAUGGUACCUCGACCAAGUUCGAGACGCAGUCCCCGUAGCCGAGGCUAACACCCACGCCGCCACAUCAAAACAAGUAUCGCUACGAGCGCAACUAGCGGAACGCAAUCGACUUGUGCUGCAUUUGAGUGUGACUCAUAUGGUUCGUCGAAGCGACAUCAAUAUGAAAGGUCGACAAGUGCUGGUGGAUCGUGAAAAACUCUGGAUUCCCCUCGACUGUAUUGAGCCCAUCCAUCGGUUCACACCCUUUCAAUUGCAAGCGCUACACCGUGCGGAAACCCUGUUGAUGCUAGCGGACGAAGUCUCAUACAAGGCCAAACUCCAGUUUGACCUGGAAUAUCGCAGCGCCACCAUGAUCCAAGCCAUGUACAAGUGCCACGUAUUGUAUCAUAUCCACAAGACCGUCAUGGCCGGUCGGCAUGCCGCCGCCGCGCACAUCCAGCGCAUUUACGAGCGGUACUUAUACUCCAAAGCCAUCCGGUUGCCGGCAUGGUGUGUGCUGGGCCAACAAGUGAUGGUCGCUAUGCCCAUCGCCCGGCGAGCAGCGAUUUGGUUUCAGUUUUACGCGGGUAAGGACUUUUCUUCUGGGAAUUUCUCGACGGUGCCAGCAGCCCCCCUCAACGUCCUCGAGCACCGAUGUCGGCAAGAUGACAAGUGCGCUGCAUUCGCCUCGGACGGAUCCCUCAAACGCUUUGUGCCGCGGCAGCUGUCGCAGCUGCAUGCACUCAACCCGCCCGACGGCAGACCUCUGGACAUGCGCGUGGAUGGGUUGUACAUUAAGCGUAUUCCUCGAGACGACAGCGAAGUGACGACUCAUGCAAUUGUGACGAGGAUUCCCGUCGACAAGUUUGGCCCUGUCCAAGUAGUGUUUGAUGGCACGGGGGUAAUAGAAGACGUCCCUGUGCACAAGCUGUCGGUGCGGUGGACACACGCGUAUGAUAUGAGCGCUGACACGUGGCACUUUGUGGAUGCCGUAACCCAAAUCAAGGCCCCGGUCGCCCCCGAGCCGUUUGGAGAUGCCGACAGUCGUCAACGGGAGAUUGACGGUCGAAAGAGGUCGUACGCGAUGGAGCGGGAUGCUGACUACAUGGCCAAGAAACUUCAAAGUGCCAUCACGCUGCAAUGUGCCUAUCGCAACCGAAAAGCCCGUCAGUUGUUCCGGUUCAUGGUCGCGCUCCGUGAAAAGGAAAAGUUGCAUGCUGCCAAGGUCGAUCAAGUCGCCCUCGACGUGGCGAAAAAAAGGCACAAAAAUAAGCAACGCCGGUGGUGGUUUGGCCGGAAAUAACUUUUUUAUUGUGAAAAAGUUGUUUUUUCGUCAAAUGCAGGGCACAUUUAUAACAAUGGCCACGUCCC